Messenger RNA from Meloidogyne enterolobii, 633 nucleotides. Lineage: Eukaryota; Metazoa; Nematoda; Chromadorea; Rhabditida; Meloidogynidae. The record is from the annotation of a GenBank genome assembly.
UAUCCAUUUUUAAUUUUAUUUUGAUGAUCCAUACGAAAAAUCGUUUCAUUUCCUGCUCUAUUUUCUCGAACCUUGUAAAUUUUUAAGUUUAUUAAAUUUUUUAUUUUUGUAAAGAUGACAGUUUAUCCCAAAAUGACAUUUGAUCCCAAAAAAAUUUUUUUUUAAUUAAAUUUAUUUUUUUUUCUUCUCGUCUUAAAAAUAAUUUUAAUUAAUUUUUGGUUUAUUUAAUCUUUAAAAUUUAGAAAAAUUAACAAAAAAAAUUUUCCCUAAUUUAAUUCAAUGGACAACAACCCCCAACAACAUCCCCAACAACAACAACAGCCCCCAAACAACUUUCAACAUCCCCAACAUUUAUUGUAUCAUUUAUUAGGGGCUCCAAGUUGUUUUGACCAUCCACCAGAACCCUCAUUUAAUCAACAAUUAAAUAAUUGGACAACCCCAAAUUUUUUAAAUUAUCCAAAUGGACAACAACCCCCAGCAACAACAGACACCAAAACUUUAACGACUAGUGGGGGAAAUAUUUUAUUACAAAUUGGAGAACAUUCAGCAGCUAAUAAACAACAAUUUGCAAAUGGGUGUCCUCAAACUGUCAAAUAUGAAAAUCCGCAGUCUGUGGUGGGUGAAAUUUUUUAA